GGGGAAGCUGCUCGCAGGUGACGGCCGAUGCGGAGCGGGGCGCGGGCCGGGGGCAUUGCGGGCACUGAGGCCGGGAAGCGACGGAGCAGAGGAUGGGCGAGCCCGUGACGGAUUCCACGUACGUCCGCUGCCUGAGCUACGGGCUCGUGAGGCGGCUGGCGGAGUUCAUCGACCCGCAGGAAGGGUGGAAGAAACUUGCGGUGGAUAUAACCAACCCGUCCGGUGAAAGCAGAUACAGCCAAGUGCAUAUAAGGAGAUUUGAGGCAUUUGUGCAAAUGGGAAAGAGCCCCACAUGUGAAUUACUUUUUGACUGGGGAACCACAAACUGUACAGUGGCUGAUCUUGUGGAUCUUCUGAUUAGGAAUCAGUUCCUAGCACCAGCAAGCCUUUUGCUUCCAGAAGCUGUAAGGAUGCCACAAGAAGUUACAUUACCUCUUUCUUCACAGGAAACCUUGCCUAUACAUGAAAAACAACUACCUGUACAGGAAAAAGAAGUGGCAUCUGUAAAGCCUUUUUUAUCUCAGGGUACUGAGAAGCAGUAUUCAGAACCUUACUGCUCAAGUGAAGAAAACAGCCACUCACAGUCCAGUAACACAGAUUUCCAAAAUUUUUUGUUUCAUGACUUGGAAAGCAUUACAAAUAAUUUUGAUGCCAGACCAGAAUCAGCUGGAGGUAAUAAACUGGGAGAAGGUGGCUUUGGCAUUGUGUUCAAAGGCUACAUCAAUGGCAAAAAUGUGGCUGUCAAGAAGCUCAUUGCUAUGGUUGAUGUUAGUGUUCAGGACCUGAAACAGCAGUUUGAGCAAGAAAUAAACAUAAUGGCAAAGUGUCAGCAUGAAAAUUUAGUAGAAUUACUUGGUUUCUCAAGUGAUGGUGCUCAGCCAUGUCUGGUGUAUGAAUACAUGCCCAAUGGCUCACUGCUUGACAGACUUGCUUGUCUGGAUGAAACUCCACCAAUUCCUUGGAAUAUGAGGUGUAAAAUUGUUCAAGGUACAGCAAAUGGCAUCAACUUUUUGCAUGAAAAUAAUCAUAUUCACAGAGAUAUCAAAAGUGCAAAUAUCUUAUUAACUGAUACAUAUGUACCCAAAAUUUCUGACUUUGGCCUUGCAAGAGCAUCUGUAACAUUCACACAGACAAUCAUGACUGAAAGAAUUGUUGGAACAGCAGCCUAUAUGGCACCUGAAGCUCUGCGAGGAGAGAUAACACCUAAAUCUGAUAUCUUCAGUUUUGGAGUAGUCUUACUAGAAAUAAUAACGGGUCUUCCUCCAGUAGAUGAAAACCGGGAGCCACAGUUGCUGUUAAGUAUAAAAGAUGAAAUUGAGGAUGAGGAAGCAACUAUUGAGGACUAUGUUGAUGAAAAGAUGAAUGACUGGGAUGUACCUUCAAUUCAUAAAAUGUAUUCAAUUGCUGAGCGCUGUCUGAAUGACAAAAAGACCAGAAGGCCAGACAUUAAGAUGGUCCAACAGCAGCUCCAAGAGAUAAAAACUUGAUAAUGUGUUUUUUCUGAUACACCAAUGUUUCUGUAAUGGAGACACCAGUACCAAAUACCUAAUUAGUAUUUAGUGCAACAUUAUCAGUGGUUCUGCUUUCCAGAACUUUCUGGACACAUAUAAGGUGAGCUGUUGGCCUGUCAGCAGCUCUUUCACAAUAUCCUUAGAAUGAGUAUGUGAGGCUAUUUUAUACUGGGCCCUUAACACGAGAAGAGUCUUUCUUAUAUUAACAAAUUGCAUUGCUGAUACAUCAUCUUCUCCUGCAGCUUUUAAAAUGCAUUUCCAUAUUAUUAUCUAUUUGAUUAUUUUUAUUUCCAAAUAUCUAGUAUGUCUGCUGCAAAGGCAUGUGGCUGUAACUAGGCAGAAUGGUUUUUUUCUGCAAAUUGCUUUCUUGAUCAGGUGUACUAGACCUUUGUCUAUUGAAGACAAAACCAUUUAAUAGCUAUAAUGAUACUUAAUGUUGUCUUUUUGGGAAAUGACAAUAGUAUUAUCCAUUUAAAACAAACUUCUACUUAAUACUUUAGCUUAAGAGUUUAUAUUAGUGUGAAUGGUCUGGUACUGUUAAUGAACAUGAUUAUUAUCAAAAAGUCUUCUUGGUGUUAGUUUUAGUCAAAUAAAUGCUGCAAGACAUUUCCUAGGUUGUUUUUUCCUUUCAAGGAUUUCCAAGAAAAGUAGUUAAUCUUGCUGUGCAGAUGCAUUUGCACUUGCUUUCUUACAGUGAACUCUAUGAUGACAAACCAUUUAAUUUUUAUUCAUAAGAAGACUCUUAGCUACUUUGACUAUUUUAGGAAGAUGGAGUAUUUUUAGUACUUUAGGAGAGGAUUCCAUAUGGAUUAUAAAUACAGAUCAUUGCUUUUCUUAAAGGGGUCAGAAUAAUGAUGUGAAGACCAAUUUU
This is a messenger RNA of Ficedula albicollis (Collared flycatcher), 2382 nucleotides long. RefSeq names its product interleukin-1 receptor-associated kinase 4. NCBI's taxonomy places the organism in Eukaryota, Metazoa, Chordata, Aves, Passeriformes, Muscicapidae. Gene Ontology annotation, molecular function: magnesium ion binding; protein serine/threonine kinase activity; ATP binding. The transcript has 12 exons. The record is from RefSeq and is a predicted model, not a curated record. Gene Ontology annotation, biological process: protein phosphorylation; signal transduction. Bases 93 to 1487 code for a protein of 464 amino acids.